UCCAGUGCAUGUGAUCAUAAACCCCCAAAUCCCAGGAAAAUCAAAGAGUAGAGUUGUGAUGACUGGAAUGAAUGUAAUUACCUGUACAAGUCCAUGGAUUUGCAUGUCCAUGCUGUUUUCCAGGUACCCGAGCUGGGACACCCAUGGUGUGCCACCAUUGCCAUUUGCAGUGCUCCAAGUCCCAACCAUUUUGAAGACCUGGUGUGAAACCCACUUUUGCUUGUAUCUCAGUACAGCUCUUCCUAAUACAAUUAAAACCCAGAGUGCUUGAAUUGUUGGCUCAGGCAACUCCAUCUGCCCAUCUGUUUUUCUGUCUUAUUGCUCUCACUUUGAUGUGUGUCAGUUCCCUCCUUGCCAGCGUGUUCAGCUGUGCAAGAGAUCUUCCUCUGCCUCCUUCAAGACCUUCCUUUCAACACGUGCACAGGAAUAUAGAAAUCCUGACCAACUUCAUAAAGAACUGUGACAGAAACCAGUAGCUCUGCCCUGAGAGGUUCUUGUGUGGGAUCUCUGGUCAGCUGGAGCUUCGAGAACUUCACUUUGUGUUCCAGCCUCCUGCAGUGGGGUGGGUUUUGGGAUGUGUGUGCUGGAUGCUGCGGGGCAUGGUCCAAGAGGGAGCAAACACCAUGACAAAUGAUGUUAUGGUAAGGGCAUGGCCGAAUUCCAUGCAGUCAGCUCAUUUUCCCCGUGGGGAGUGUCUGCCCUCGUGUGCUGUCAGUCGGUCGGCACGGGGAAGUGCCAGGGGGCGAUGGAAGGUGGAUGAGGCACGGCAGAAGGCCGGGUGCUGUGCCCGGGUUGGGCUGUGUGUGCUGUUUGCAGAAGGUUCAGCAGAGGUGUGAGUGCGGGGCUGCACGGAGUGAGACACGGAACAGCCAGAUCCCAGCCUGCUUUCCAAUGACAGCUUCACCUCUCCCUGCCGCCGUCACCUGGAAGGAAGUUUUCCUGGAAGGAAAGCCGCAGAAGCGAGGAGGAGGUCAGCAGCGGGGGCAGCAGGGAGGACUCGGAGCAGGCUUUGGUCAACAGAGAAUCAGAGACAGCAAAUUACAUCUCCCGAGUAGCAGCAAACCUAUGGAAGGGCGGGAUGGGGAACGGCAGGAGGCAGUGAGAGGAAGAACGACGACGACGACGAUGAUGAUGAUGAUGAUGAUGAUGAUGAUGAUGAUGAUUAGCGUAUGGCCGAGGGCUGCAAGAGGAGGGGACUUUUAAAGGGAUGCUGAAGAGGCAGUGUGGGGUAAGGGCAGAGGAGGAGGGAGCAAUGGAUGGGGAAGGAGGCAAAGGCGGGCCCUGAGCACGGCAGAGAAGGUCUGAGCAGAAGGGGAGCCAGCAGACUCUGUGACCGGGAGCCAUGUCGGUCAAGCUGACGUUUGUGUCCCCUGGGGACGGCGCUGGGAUCAGCAGGAGCUGCUCCUUCACGGGAUUCAGCACGGUGCAGAGCAGGAAAGCGGCCAAAUCCCUCAGCAGAAGCUCAGUGAGAUCGAGGAUGUCACUGAAAUCCCCCAAGGCCUAUAACUCCCUGCAGAAGGGGGCACUCAUCUGGGAUCCAAAGCCACUGCAGGUGAAGAAAAUUUUUGAAGCUUUGAAGAAAGGACUUAAUGAAUACCUGGAAGCACAUCAGGCUGAGCUGGAUUAUCUCUCUGGUCGGCACAAAGACACAAAAAGGAACUCUAGAUUGGCUUUCUACUAUGACCUGGAUAAGCAAAUCCGCUCUGUGGAGAGAUACAUCAGGAAAUUGGAGUUUCACAUUAGCAAGGUAGAAGAGCUCUAUGAAGCUUACUGCAUCCAGUGCAGGCUGAGGGAUGGGGCCACCAACAUGAAACACGCCUUCUCCCUGUCCCCUUCCACCAAAGCCUCCAGGGAGAGCCUGGUGGAGCUCUACAAGAACGUCCAGGAGUGCACAGAGGACAUGUGCUUUAUAGAGGGGGCUCUGGAGGUGCACUUGGGAGAGUUUCAUGUGAAGAUGAAAGGGCUGGUGGGCUUUGCUCGUCUCUGCCCAGGAGACCAGUACGAGGUGUUUGUGAGACUGGGGCGCCAAAAAUGGAGGCUGAAAGGCAAAAUUGAGACUGAUGACAGCCAAACAUGGGAUGAGGAAGAAAAGGUUUUUAUACCCAAUCUGCAUGAGAAGUUUGAAAUCAAGGUGACAGAGCUUCGAGGCCUGGCCACCAUCCUGGUGGGGGUGGUGACGUGUGACAGCAUCAACUUCUUCAGCACCAAGCCCCAGGCCAUCGUCGUGGAUAUAACUGAGCUGGGCACCAUCAAGCUGCGGCUGGAGGUCCUCUGGAACCCCUUUGACACAGAGAACCUGUUUCUGUCACCUGGAAGCACUGCCAAGUUUUCUGUGGGUAGCAGGAAGAGCUCGUUGUACAACUGGACCCCCCCAAACACCCCCAGCUUCAGAGAGAGAUAUUACCUGUCUGUUUUGCAGCAGAGGCAGAGCCCAGGGGAUGGAGGGGAGGAAUCCCAGCCUCCCAGCAUCCUGAGCUACUUGGCUGCCUGUGAUUUCGAUGUCCCGGGGAGGAACAAGCCCCACAACCCUGUGGAGACGAGCGAGGGAGACUCGCUCAGCUCUGAGGACCAGAAAGGGGCAGAAUCCAGAAGUACAACGCCAGCCCUGGACCACAGGAUGUUGCCACUGGUGAUUAUUCGGGAGACUGGAGGGGAAGAGCUGCAGCAUCCUCUGGCAGACCACAGCACUCUGGACAUCCUGAAGAAGACGCCGUGUGCGGGUGGCUUCCCCAGCCCCUCCACCUUUCCCACCCGUCACAAAGGCAGGACGGACUCUUUCGGCCAGGCCCGGAAUCGCCGCCUGGCAGAGCAGGAAAACAUCAGCCAGAAAAGCUGGAAUGUGGCAGGUGACCUCAAAGCAGAUGGGCGAGCAAAGUCGAUUGACAGGACUCUGCAGGAAGUGUUAAAUUUGCUGAAAUGGCGCGAUGAGGGGCAAGCCCAGCUGGAGAAAUUGGAAUGCCAGGUUUCGUCCCUGAGGGAUAAAUUGAAGCUCAAGACACUUCACAAACACUCGUCUAUGGAGAGUUUGAUGGUGGAGACAGUGCUGGAGAGUUUUGAUUUCCUGAACGCUGACUGCAGUGCUGAUGAGCUGUCCCUGUUUGGGAGUGUAAGGACAGGCAGUGUCAGCACAUACAAUGGCAAUGUGCUCCAGUCCCUGAGCUGUGACACAAGACCAGAAGCACGAGAUGUAACUACUGGGGAUGACAACCUAGACACGCUGUUGAUAACACACCUGAGGCUGUGCAAAGGUCUCCUGCAGAAACUGAGGACACCAAAUGUAGCCCAGGUGGUCCAGGAGAGCAUUUUGGAAGAAGUGUCAGAGCAGACACGAGUCCUGGGGGAUGUCCUGGAUCUGUCUGUUGAGAAAAUUAUUCAGAAGACUAAAAAGAAGAAGCAGUAUCUGAAAAUCUGGAGUGAUCUUGCAGAGCCUGGCAGCAGCAUCUUGGUGACCUCAGCAGAAAGGUUCCGUCAUGCCCUGAAAUACACAAUGAUGCUCAAAGUGAAGGAGAAGUACCCCAGCCACCUGGAGACAGUGCUGCAGAGGCUGCUGGAGCAGAUCCUCACCUGUGACGGGUUGCUCCCCUCCUCGCAUUUCCAAACGGAACCGGUUACUUUAUUCCAGUUUUAUCGUUACCUGGAGAGACACCGCAUUGGCAGCCUGGAGAAACACCUGGCAAAACUUGCUAAAGAAGCGAUGCUGAUCGAGGAGCUGCAGUGCCCCGGCAGGCUGAAAACGCUGAAGAGGCUGAAGGGGAAGAGGCUGAGCCGGCUGCAGCCGCUGCCACGGACACUACGGCUGCUCGGGCUGCUGCAGCUGGACCAGAACCACCGAGUGAGCAAAGCGGCCACCGCCUGCCUGGCCCGGGCCAGCGGCAGCAGCAGCCUCCGUGCACGGGCUGUCUUGUUUUACACCGAUGUUUUAUCCGACUGUGACACGAGGCUUCAGCAGGCUGCGUGUCUGGCUCUGAAGAACCUCAGGGCUGUGGAGAGCAUCGAGCAGGUUGCCCACCUGUGCCAGUCUGAAACAGAGGAAGUCAGGAAUGCAGCCAGAGAAACCACACUGUCCUUUGGGGAACGGGGCCGACAAGCCUUCGAGAAGAUGGACAGGAUCUGCUGUGAACUGAGAGAAACAGCUCAGGAGGCCGAGAUUGAAAUCACAGUGUUUUAGUAGUGGAAUGUGAGGAGCUGGAUCCCCUUGUCCUCACAGCCACACGGGUACCUGAGGGUUUGGUUUUGUCUGGUUUCCUUCACUGCCUCCUGCCCCAGGACAGGUUUAUUUCCAAAGGGGACAGUUUGUGCUCUCCAUGAUUUUCUCAGUCUAACACAUGAGAUACCAAGUGCUGGGCAAAUGAAAGCUGGGAUCUCUCAGAAUGUGGAUCCACAUAUUAACUGGAGUUCAAGUCUCCAUCUUGCUGGAAUUAGCUGUCCCUGCUCCAAUUCUGUCCAAUAUGAUCUAUUUUCCCAGGAAGCAAUUUAUUAAUUUGGCAUUCUCCAAGGAGACAAAUGAUCACCCUCCCACACUAUCACCUGCCCUGUCAGUAGAACAAAUCCAGCACCAUUGCUGGGUGGUUUCCUUUGCUUGGGCAAUUUAGCUGCAGAAGGAAUACCUGGUACUCCCUAAGUAAUUUUCUUAAUAAUUGUUGCAGGCCAGGCCAGGUGCAGCAGGGCCUGACAGGCUCUGGAGGAGGUGUGUGCUCAGCAGCAGGGCUGCAGGGGUUUGCCAUGUGCAGGUCUGACUGACAGUGGGACAGGUUUGGUUUUUUUAAAUGCUGAAUUUAGUCAUAGACCAAGACUUCUCCUCCACCCCUGGUGGGGCUCAUCCCCCAGCCCUGGCUGGCAGGGUGCCAUGGGGAGCAGCCUGGCUUCAGGUGUAAUACUUGAAAGGGUUGGGCUUGUGUGUACAUAUUUAUAUAUAUAUAUAUAC
Messenger RNA from Pseudopodoces humilis (Tibetan ground-tit), 4924 nucleotides. Lineage: Eukaryota; Metazoa; Chordata; Aves; Passeriformes; Paridae. The record is from RefSeq and is a predicted model, not a curated record.